Messenger RNA from Perca fluviatilis (European perch), 5795 nucleotides. Its product is annotated as zinc finger protein Eos-like. Lineage: Eukaryota; Metazoa; Chordata; Actinopteri; Perciformes; Percidae. Gene Ontology annotation, biological process: regulation of transcription by RNA polymerase II. The coding region runs from base 1104 to 2708 and encodes 534 amino acids. Gene Ontology annotation, molecular function: DNA-binding transcription factor activity; RNA polymerase II cis-regulatory region sequence-specific DNA binding. The transcript has 6 exons. The record is from RefSeq and is a predicted model, not a curated record.
UAAAAGUCAGCUUUUUAGGCUUCAGGGAGAGCAAGCUAGCUAGCUAACCACUAGCUGGCUAGCCAUAGCAUUUGGGAGGGAGUGGGUGCCAUAGCAACCAUUUAGGAAACAUUGACUGUGGUGGCUAGCUAGCUAAGAUACUUCAUGCUAACGUUGGUUUGUUGUGCUAGCGAUAAACAAGACGUCGUUGAGACUUCAAUGUCCAAUUUAGCGUCAGUCAGCCAGUUAAUGUCACAAGUCAGCAUUAUCUACUUCGCGUCAUCGCUGUAACUUUGCGCCAUGCUUUUUAUUAAGCUGUGGAGGAUGGCAGACUGUUGUAACCCUAGACAUUAUGUUGAGUUUAGCUAACUUGGCUAACGGUGAUUUCCAUCACAUGCAGUAAGCUAACGUUAGCCACCAAGGCCGACCCGUUAACUUCGGCUACCUGAACCGUUAUGUAAACGUCAAAGUAACCGCUCUCUCUUUCUCGAUUAUAAUCUGGAUGUCAGAAUGAUGUGAUCUCAGAUGAGUCUAACGCCAGAUAAGCUUAACAUUAAGUUACUUUAUUAAUGUUGUCAUGGGCCAACCUAAGCUAAUUGUAACCGAGUCAAUCAGCUGAUCUAUGGCUGCUAAGGUUAGUGUUGGUGCUAACUUAGCUGCUUGUUAACUAUUUUCUGGUAUGAUUAAUUAACCUACAUCAGCUAAUCUUCAGCACAUGUGUUGUUAUCUUUAGGAGCUAAUGUUACAGUUAAAUAUCGGUGCAGUUCAGAAUGUGUGGCUUUACUUAGCUAACGUUACAUUGCACCGACAAGUUGACUAUAGUUAGCUGACAUUCACGCUAGCCUUCAGUGUUUUGUUUUUUGGUCAUUCAAAAUGUGUGAUACAACAUUUUCGUAUUCUUAUCCCGAACCUCUCUGAAUUAGGUCUUAAGCGAUAACGUUACCAAUUUAACUUGGCGUGCAUCAGGGGUUUUCAUUUCAUGUGAUGUCAAAUUGGACCUGUACCUGUAACUACUGUUUGUGAUGUUUUGUUAUGUUUUAAUGAAUUGGGGCCUUAGUGAAUGUGUAAAAGAGAUAAUUCAGUUUCUGACACAACUGUCAUUUUAGUAUUCAGCCUGAACUAGUAUGGAUGUUGAUGACUGCAAUGGCCGGUCUUGCAUAUCAGCUAGUGGAGACUCUUCAAUGGAAAGAGAGUUUUCUGGGGCCCUUGGAGGUCCAACAGUGAGCACCCCUAACAGCAAGGAGACCUCCCCUAGUCGCUCCCUCAGUGCCAACUCCAUUAAAGUGGAGCUGUACAGUGAUGAAGACCCAGGUCGCAGUACUGAAGAUGAAAGAGGGGAGCGGGUAGACGAAGGAUGUCUCGAGCAGGGAUCUGAAGCUGUCGGAGGCUACAGGGAGCUCACCAAUCCUGAAACCAUGCAAGCUGGAGCCACCAGACUGCCUAAUGGAAAGCUCAAGUGUGACAUCUGUGGAAUGAUCUGCAUUGGGCCUAAUGUUCUCAUGGUGCACAAACGCAGCCAUACAGGUGAGCGACCAUUCCAGUGUAAUCAGUGUGGCGCCUCCUUUACUCAAAAGGGUAACCUGCUCCGCCACAUCAAGCUGCACUCAGGGGAGAAGCCCUUUAAAUGUCCGUUCUGCAGCUAUGCCUGUCGAAGACGAGAUGCGCUCACUGGCCACCUUCGCACUCAUGCAGUCUCCUCUCCAACUGUAGGAAAGCCGUAUAAGUGCAGUUAUUGUGGCCGUAGUUACAAGCAGCAGAGCACCCUGGAGGAGCACCGUGAGCGCUGCCACAGCUACUUACAGAGUCUGGAGUCACAGCAGCCAUCCAAUGCACAGAAUCCAGGACAGAAGAGCAUACGCCUUAACCUUGCAGAUGCACCUUAUGAGUUCACCACUGGUUUGGAUAAAGAUGGAGAGAUGAACGCAGGGGACCUUGAAACCCCGCACUUUACUGGUCUGGGAGGAGAAUACGCAGGCGUAGCAGGUAAUGGAGGAGGAGGGGUGUCAGACACACUGAGGCCUCUACACCUUCCCACCACUCACCCUUCAUGUUUAUCAGAACUCAGGCCGAUCCACAGCUCCAUUCACACCUCUGUCGCUCUUGGCCCGAGGCUGGAUUGUACAGGGACUGGAGCUGGGCUGGGAGCUGCGGCUGUAGGGGGGAGGGAGGCGGCAGAGGGCCACGAAGACCUGCCUGCUGGUCGCAGUCACGCACCCUCACCUAACAACGGUUGCCAGGACUCUACAGACACAGAGAGCAUGCCAGAUGAGCCUUGCAACAGUACCGCUCCGACUCCAACCCUGCACAGUAACAACGGCCAUCAUCUUCACCACUCCAACAACCACCACCCAGCGCCUCAUCCCGUUGCACCCCACAGGAGUCGGGACAGACGUAGUCCCAGCCACGCCAAAGACAGGGAGGUGGAAAGAGAGGAUGGAGGCCCCUCAGCCCUUCCACCUCCUGCCCUCGCGCCAACUCCAAGCUCACCCACAGCGCCCUCCUCCACCUCCAGGGAGGCGUUUCGGGUUGUAGACGGGGAAGGGCGAGCUGUGCGCUCUUUCCGUUGCGAGCACUGCCGUGUGCUUUUCCUGGACCAUGUCAUGUUUACCAUCCACAUGGGCUGCCAUGGUUUUCGCCAGCCUUUUGAGUGUAACAUCUGUGGCCACCGCAGUCAGGACCGCUAUGAAUUUUCUUCACACAUCGUCCGUGGGGAGCACAUCCUUGACUGAGGACAAAGGGUGGUCAACCUGUUUCUCCUAGAGCUAUUUUUACACUGAGUCAAGGACCUGGCUGGGUUUGGUCUGCACACAAGCUAAAUGAGACACAGAUGACAUGAAAUUUACACGUGUAUAUACAGUAUAUAUAUAUUUCAAACAGGCACUGGUACAUUUAGCAUGUACCAGCAUUAAUGGCAAGCUCAUAUGUGUGUUUUCUAAAAUUAGUAUAGUGGUCCUUAUUUUUAAUGCACUUUGAACAAGUAAUCAAUUUUAAAAUGCACUUUUAAUUCAAUGUAUUCUAAAGUAGAUUAAGAGCUAAUGCACUUUUUCAUCCGCAGACGUGCCUUGCUCCAAAAUUCAGGAUUCAAACCUGAUGCACAAAUUACAGUAGACAAAUCUGACUUUUGUGCAUAACCUGAAAACUGUCUCUUCUUGUGCACUUUAACAGAGAUAACAUAGUUUUUUUCCAACUUGGGGUUGAUUCUGUAAUAGAUUGCUUUAUUAUGAGAAGUGCAGACCAAACUCAAACCAGGUCCAAGUCGAAUAGAUGUGUUUGAGGGGUUGUCCUUGAAUUAGAAAUGCACUUUUGUUUUUAACGUGUGUGUGUACGUGAGAGAGUGAGUGAACGUGACAGACCCUGUGUUUUAUGGAAGUACAUUGAAUACGUAAAGUGGAAAAUGAAGGCCUGUGUGAAUGCCGUGUGGGGCGGUGUAUAAAAUGUUUUUUCUUUUCUAUGACUGCUUUUGUUGCACUGAUACCUGCCAGAAUACUAUGAUAUAUAUUAAACUAUUUUAUGGAAUACAUUAAUGACCUGCACAUUUCUCUCAAUGUGAGAAAAACUGAUGAAAUGUUUUUUCUCACUAGGAAAGGACAAUGAGUAUCACUGCCACAAUUUCAGAGAAUUCUGAAGAGGUUAGGGUCUUAACAAGUUAUUAACAUUUCCCCUUUCAUAGCUACAUCAAACUGCAAACCAACACUAAUCUAUUUAUAUUUGAAAAUGAUUUUGGUGUUAACUCAUUGUAUUGUGCCUUUCUUCACCCUGAUCACACCUUGUUGACCAGACUGAAGGACAUGAGCUACCAACUGUCAUAUCUUGAAUCAGAUCAUUGUGGGUGAUGUUAGAGAUCAUGAGUUACAAAAUAAUUUACCUAAGUUGUUUUCCAGACACAAGUCUCUGGCUUAUAGCUUUGCACAAUAUUUGUAUUCUCCUAUUCAACAAAAGUUGGGUUGAUUUUCAUUGUGUUGGCAAAUAACCAAUUCUGCUAAUUUAUCAAAGACUAAAUGUGCAUAUGGCAUUUCGCACAUGCUGCUGUUAUGUCACGAAUGAGUGCAGUGUGGAGUGGUAGCUUACUACUGUCCUCAAAGGUGUUUAUUUAAAAAUGGGUUCCGUCGGUUGUGAUAAUAUAUCCUGUCUUGGUAAAAUGGUGCAGGAAUGCAUAAGAGCAAUGUGUCAGAACACUGUCAGCUCUUGGCUCUGUCUUCAUCUGUGACAUGAUAAAACAAUUGAGAUAGUUGUUGUAGAAACUUGUUUAUAUUUGACUCUACACAAUGUAAGCACAAUAAGUUGUACUGUUAAGCAGGCUAACUUGUUCAGUCUACAUUACAGAAUGGGGUACAAAAUCAAUACCUAGUGUGUUGAUAAACAGGACAUUUGGUUAAACCAAAGAACCACUACUUCCUACUGUUGCUCUGUCAGUAAAACCUUGUAGAUGUUUGUUUUUUCCAGGAGUUCUCUCCUUAGUUUUGCAGAAGACGUUUAGAAAAGUAAUUUGGGGUUAUGCCUUCCAAAAUAAAUAUAAAAGAAUUGUUACAAGUUCUUAAUUGGAGCUGCAUUUGUUCUGAUUGAAAGCUGGUGUUGACAAAGUCACUUGUACACAAUGCACUGUGGCAAUCUUACCAGUACAGAAACUCAAAGUUGUAGUUUCAUUUAAUCAAAUUAUCUCAUAAGAAUAGACGUUAAGUCAUGUUGGGAAAGAAUUUUUGUAAUCAAACGUGUCACCGAAGCUUGUAAUUUCCCUGCAACCUAAUCUAGAGAACAUUGACAUCGUGACUUUAAAUUAUUCAACACCAAAGUUGUCAUUGCAAAUCAAAUUGUCAUGCCAGUUUGCAUGGGCAAAAAGUGCUUUAACCAACUGAAUACAUCUUACUUCACUGUGUAGCCUAUAUUCUGAUUUAGGUAACCGCUUGUAUACACAAAGGCCCAGUUGUGAUUCUUCUCGUGUUGGUGUGAUUUCUGUGUAGACUUUACAAUUGUGCCUUUGGCUUGAGGUCUUUUGUGCAUUUUGUUAUCUCUCAACAGCAAAAAUACUCGCAUUUGAAGUGUAAAGCUUGGCUUGCCAAUUAAUCAUGUGGUGCAACUACUGCACAUUAUAAAAGGCUCCAUAUUAUUUUGGUCAUCUUUAAAAAUUGUAUAAAACCACCAGUAAUUAGUGACAGUGGCCAGAAUCAAGUUCAUUUUUACAGGUUCAACACAUCAACCAUAAAAAAAAAGGACGUCUGCUAGGAGCCAAAGAACUAACUAGAGAUACAAUGUGUAAAACUUCCUGUAGAUGUGAAUCCUCAGCCAUUUCGUUGACCUCAAGUGUGACAAAUACUGUACAAAAAGUUACUGAUUUUGCAAAAUCCUCUGCAGUAUUUGGAUUUUCUAUUUGAACAUUCUGCAUCAAAGAGAGCAAACUCACCAUUCACAAGCUUAAGGUUUGGGUGUAGAUUAUUUUUUAUUUAUUCAUGUUCAACACUAGACUAUGUGCUUCUAGACCUGAUGCAUGCGAUUACCAAUGCUUUUUGCUCCUCAAACUACACCCUUUCCAUUUUAAACAAAAGGACAACCAAAUAAACUGUCUACUCUAAUUUCAGACUAUACUUCAGAAAACUUCUGUUUUGUGUUGUUUUGUGUUCAAAUGUUUUUUCUUGCACCGUUUGCCUCAGUAAUCUUUGUUAACCUUCCCGUACUGAUAAUGGUCCAACAUUGCUUUAAAUAACUGCAGAGCCUUUUUAAAAUGUAUCAUAUUGUAAUUAUGCAUUUGUGUAAUUCAAUCUUAAACUACUGUAAGUUUUGUACUGUAAGAAAGUCUAUUCCAAAUAAAAUACUUGACAGGC